Molecule: messenger RNA, 3325 nt
Organism: Calliphora vicina (urban bluebottle blowfly)
Lineage: Eukaryota; Metazoa; Arthropoda; Insecta; Diptera; Calliphoridae
Gene: cad
Product: caudal
Exons: 2
Coding region: 924-2102 (392 amino acids)
Biological process (GO): regulation of transcription by RNA polymerase II; embryo development; anterior/posterior axis specification
Cellular component (GO): nucleus
Molecular function (GO): DNA-binding transcription factor activity, RNA polymerase II-specific; RNA polymerase II transcription regulatory region sequence-specific DNA binding
Source: RefSeq, a predicted model, not a curated record
CACAACAUUUUCAGUCAGAACGCUAAAGUUAACAACGGUAGACGGCUAUCGGUUUAGUACACACAAAUAAACUUCAUCGUCGUCACAACAGACAGCAACAUUUUGUAAACAAUUUCUUCAGUUCAGUAUUUUAUGAUACGCAAACAAGUGAGGCCGCUAACGUCGUCGUCGUAGUCGUCAUUUUUAACGCUUUUAUUUCAUACAAUUUAUUUAAUUACGACGGUAUACUAAAACUCUAACGCUUGAUGUUAUAAAGAAAUAUAUUCCACAUAUAAAAUAAAGCAUAAUUAAGCAAAUUAUUGCCCUCAACAAAAUAUAAAACAAAAAUCACUUGAGGCCUAACAAUCGAAUUGUCGCAAUCAUUAUAAACAUAUUACAGCUAAUAUUUAAAACCCUUGUAAAACUAACUCAAUUGAAAUAUAAUUCAAAUUAAAAAAACUCUUACUAAGAGCAAAACUAAAUGGGAUUAAGCAAAAACAACAACAAAGUGGAUUAACAUAAUUUAAAUUUUUUUAAGAGAGUAAGUGAGUACAUUAACUAAAGUGUGAGUGCAAUAAUCAACAAUCAUCAAUCAACAAUAUUGAUCUGUCAUUAAGUAAUUGUCAACAAUAUAACGGCAGUAAUAAAAGAAACAUAAAAGUAGAAUAAAAAUAAGACAAACACGCUUGCAAAAACAAAAAUAUACGCAAGAUUCUUUUUUUUUAAUAAUUAAAUAAACAAGAAAAUGUUCAACAUAAACUAUACAAAAUAAUUAAAGAAAAUUAUUGCAAAAUAAUUUAAAAUAUCAUAUAAAAUUUAAACCAGUGUUAUUUUAAAUAAUAUACAGAAAAAAACGAACGAUUUUAUAAAAAUCGUAUCUAACCUCAAAUUAUAAAAAAAAUUGAAUUUUGUGAAGUUCGUCUUAAAAUACCAAAUCUAGCAAAAUGGUAUCAUAUUACAAUACCCUGUCCUAUCCCCAAAAACACAGUGCUGCUAAUUUGGCCUAUUCAGCCGGCCAGCCUUGGCAAUGGACCGCCAACUAUCAUACACCGCCAAAUCAUCAAUAUCUAGGCGAUAUGGAUUCUCCUCAUGCCGCCCAUCAUCAAAUGUAUUACAAUCCGCAUGCCAUGUUCCACUCAGCCACCAAUGCUGCGGCCGCCUCCGAAUGGCAUUCGCCCUCAUCGGCCGAGAAUUUCGCCCAGAAUGCUCAGAUGCUGCAACAUCAACAUCAAUUGAUUAAUGGUUCAGCCGUGGCUAACGGUGCUAAUGGUUCAACACCUUCCUCGUCAUCGGGCAGUUCCACCUCAACCACAUCGGCUGGACCUGCUUCGGGCAGCACACAACUAAAUGAAACAGUUAGCAGUAUUGGAGAUCAGCAACCACAUCCGCAGUCACAACAACCACCCCAUAUUACCGAAGGUUUACCCUCGCCUCCCAUAACCGUUAGUGGCAGUGAGAUAUCGAGUCCUGGUGCUCCUACAUCAGCGUCAUCGCCACAUCAUAUUGCUCAUCAUUUGAGUAACAACAACACUAGCCCUUCUGCUAAUAAUAAUAACAACAAUAACAAUACCACAAUUAACAACAAUCAUCGUUCGUCGCCGAUUAAAUCGCAUCAGUACUAUGAGUGGAUGAAAAAGCCAUCGUAUCCGGCCCAACCAGCACCUGGUAAAACCCGUACCAAGGACAAAUAUCGUGUAGUCUAUACUGAUUUCCAACGCCUAGAGCUGGAGAAGGAAUAUUGCACGUCUCGCUACAUUACCAUACGCCGCAAAACCGAACUAGCCCAGUCGUUGUCAUUGUCCGAGCGUCAAGUGAAAAUCUGGUUCCAAAAUCGACGAGCCAAAGAGCGCAAACAAAAUAAGAAAGUUAACGAGCCCACCCUUGGAGGUGUACAACAUCCCGACUAUGCCAAUCUAAUGGAUACAAAACCCAAAUUGGAACCCGGUCUACACUUGCAACAUUCUCUGCACUCGAUAAACUCCAUGGCCAUGAGUAUGCCCGCCAUGAGACUACAUCCCCAUCUGCAUGGUCAUCCACUGGCGGUGAGUGCACACUCGCAUCAAUUGCAUCAGUCGCCACAUGCACAGAUAUCUGCCGCUGCUGUCGGUUCAUUAGCGAUGUGACAACCUUAUGGCAGUGUUAAUGGUAGAGAAAUAACAACAACAAUGCAUAACAGUGGUUGUGGUAUAGCUGCAGACAGUGUUUUACAUGAUAUACAACUAAAUAGGGGGCCCGAAGCGGAGCAGGAUCAUGAAGCCGCCGAUGUUGAGGCUGCUUUGGCUGUAGUUGCUGCCGCUCACAAUCAUCAUAAUGUAUCAUGUCUUAGCAACAACACUUGUCCCACCAGUGAACUCUUAAAUACGCCCCUACACUGUAUUUAGGCCCAACCAAUCAACAAACUAAACCGUAUUGUUACAAAUGUGCUGCUCUUAAACAGGGUUUAAUUUUAGUUCAGAAUUUUGAGGGCCUUUUUUCUAAAAAACCUUAACCAGAUGUGUAAUUUCUGUAAAUAGUUGUUUUUCUUUUUUUUCUUUUGUAAAUUUUAGCUUGUGAUUAUCACUGGAAUAUUGCACGUGUUGUCUUUUGUGAUUGUAUAUUCCAACUGUAAUCAAAACAUGCUAAAUCCCUUUCUUCUCCAACCCCUCCCCCUUUAUAACCAUAACACAUCGUACUUCUUUCUUUCUAAUUAACAAAAAAAAAAUCCCUCAAAUUCUAUAACUAAGAAUUAUUUUUAUGUUUUUUUUUUAUUUUAUUGUUUUUUGUUUUGAGUUUUUCGUUUAUUUUUAUGUUUAAUUUAAUUAAUUAAUAGUGUUAAUAAUAAAAUAUCUAUAUUUAAAAUAAGUUAGUUCAUAAAUACACAAAAAAUAUACCAACAAACAAUUUCUAGAAAAUAUUUUAAAGAGUUACGCAUAAAAUAUACCAACAAACUAAUUCUAGAAAAUAUUUUAAAGAGUUAAAAAAACAUUGCCUUAAAUAAGCUUAAAUAAUAAUAAAAAUAAUAUUUGUAGCCGUCCUUAUAAAAAAUACACAAAUAAUUUAAGUUAUCAUAUCAAAAAAAUCAAAAUUCUUUUAUCCCAAAAACCUGUGCAAUUUUUGAAAAAUUCUUUCCUUUACCUUUAAAUAUUGCGUUUGCUUUUGCUUUCCCUUCAUCGUUUUGUGUGGUGUAAAUACUAGUUUUGUUUUCACUCUCUGGCAAAAUUUCUAUAAAUUUAACGUUUAUUACUUAUUAAAUAAUAAGAAAACCUUAAUAGUUUAGUAAAAUUAAUUAUUUUAUAUAAUUUUCCUACGUACAAAAUACCACAAAAAAACCAACUACUUAUUAAAAUAAUUAAUUAUUAUUUUAAAU